Molecule: messenger RNA, 756 nt
Organism: Lachnellula hyalina
Lineage: Eukaryota; Fungi; Ascomycota; Leotiomycetes; Helotiales; Lachnaceae
Exons: 2
Coding region: 1-756 (251 amino acids)
Molecular function (GO): protein binding
Source: RefSeq, a predicted model, not a curated record
AUGGCCGGUUUAUUCAACUUGAGGGAAGAGCUUCAGCACGAGAUCAUCUCGUAUCUGGACACACAGUCUCGGUCAGCACUUGCCUCAGUUAUGGAGCCGGAACCAAACAGCCUAUUUGUGUCACCAGCCUCAAAUCGGAGACCUACAGUUGUCACGGCACAUGUUACAUUCGAGUCAGACAGCUAUUCAUCUCACUCGAGCGAUUGUGAUGACGACACCCUCGCAAGUACCGACACAGAAAUCAGUCCUUCCCCAGAAGAAGAAGGAUGGGUCUUCAAACAAACCCCAGAACUCCUGAACCGUCUCGCUCUACUUCCGCAAUACAAAGACAGUGCAUCUCUCCCCAAUCUCCCAACAGAGCUACAACUCGAGAUUUUCGGCUACCUUGAAAAGAUAGAUGCUUGUUGUCUCGGUCUUUCUUCAACGAGAGCCUACGGAAUUUUCAGAGCUAUUCACGGCACCAAGAUGCCUCUCAACCAACGCCGAGUUGGCCCAAACUCCUUUGAAGCUGCCUGGGAAGUAGUAGGGAAGCGAGAGUGCAAACAGUGCGGCAUCUACAGGUGCGAACUUCACCAGCAUAUCAAAUCAUGGAUGCCAAAAGAGCUCGAGUACUGCAGCAUGAAGCAGAACUUUGGAUUGCCGGCCGACACAGGGGCCAAGCCAUCAUGCUUUCGUGGAAAGCCCAGUAAGCCUCAUCGUUGUGGUCGCCAUCCGUUGAGAACUACUUCCAUGCAUCAGGACGAUAAUGCAGUUUGA